Messenger RNA from Olea europaea var. sylvestris, 2475 nucleotides. RefSeq names its product serine/arginine-rich splicing factor 6-like. Gene Ontology annotation, molecular function: RNA binding; zinc ion binding. NCBI's taxonomy places the organism in Eukaryota, Viridiplantae, Streptophyta, Magnoliopsida, Lamiales, Oleaceae. The transcript has 3 exons. The record is from RefSeq and is a predicted model, not a curated record. The coding region runs from base 221 to 2167 and encodes 648 amino acids.
AAAGCCAGAAGUCAUAUAACGAAAGCAAAAAUGGUUUGUCUUCUCUUUUCCCAAAACCGAAAGUGAUACGCCGGCUGCACGAAACGGCAACAGAUCUCACACAGCUGCGACGAUUGCUAAUCGAGAUCAACUUUUCUAGAUUAUAUAAGCUAUUUAGCUGAAGUUCUUCAAAACGCAAUAUCAAGCAGCUGCUUAUACCUUUUUCCACUUAGUGCAUCAGAUGUCUUUAUAUCUUGGAAAUCUAUCUUCUCGUAUUUCUAGAGAUGACCUUGAACGUGUUUUUCGGAGGUUUGGUAGGUGUACUAUACAGGUGAAAGACAGGUAUGGGUUUGUAGUUUAUGAUUACCCUGCAGUUGCUGAGAAAGCUCUGAAAAAUCUUCGAGGUAAGAGAAUUUGUGGAGAGCCAAUAACGAUAUCAUGGUCGAAUAGGCAGCCUCGACCCUUACAGAGAUCUACCAGAGGUGGUAAGUCGUAUGAGCUACUAAGCAGAAGGCAUUCUAGGAAUGAAAAUGACGAUCAAAGAUUGUCUUCAAAUGAUCGACGAGAUUGCAAUACGGAUUUCAGGCAAACAGAUGGUGAAGAUAAAAAAUUUGAUUCUUCUGACCUGGUUGAUGAAGAAACAACCUACCAUCCAAAUGUGAAAUCCCAUGCAAGGGAAAAAGAUCAUACUGCUUUGGAUGAUUUUCAUGAAGGAGGCACUGAAAGGAACCAUAUGGAAGAUGAUAGGUGGGUAGAGCAGGUUGUGGAUCCGUCAAAUGAAACUAGGAUAGAGGAUGAGUUGUUUUUUGACCGUUACGAACCUUACCAUAGCGAUGACAAAAAGGAGCAGGAUGAAGACCAAAAUCAUUUGGGUGGUUCACCCACUAUAAGGAAGUCUAUAGAGAGAGUAGGAACUAGACAAAAUGAUAGUAAGGAAACUCCAGAUCAUCCCAACAAUCAAAAAUCUAGAAGGGCUUGCUAUAUAUGUGGGGAAGUGGGUCACAAAAUGAACAUGUGUCCUCGAAAGCUUAAGAGGUUUGCUUUCAGGUCCCGAGGAAGGCUGCCCCAAGCUAACAAUGAUGUUUUAAUAAGGCAGCAGAAAAGUGAUAGGGAGCUAUCCACUUCUAGAAAUCAUCGGAGGUUGCUGGGACAAAGUGAUUCCAACCUGGCAAAGGGAAUGACUAGAGGUACAAGAAAUGGCAGCGAGGAAAAGAAACGAGAUCGGAGAGGUCAUGACAAUUUUGAAAGACGUCAAUCAAAGAAAGCAAGGGGGGCAUCGUUGUCUUCAGCCCUCUCUGAUUAUUCUGCAUCCAGAUAUCAGUCACCUUUAAGACCAUUAAGGUAUUUAUCUGGGUCUCAAUCACAUUCCGAAUCCAAAUCAGGGCCAUUGAAAAAAGGUUCCCCAUCUUCUUGUUCAAGGUCUUCAACUUCACGUCAUUCUGGACCUGUAGUUCUAGGCAAACCUCUGUCGUCCUCUCCAAAUAAUGGACAUACAGAUCACAAUGCUUCUGUGGUAAAUGCUGCUGGUCCUGUGUUUAAUGAGGAUUUAUUUGAAACAGAGAAACUGCCAAAUAGUGGUGGGGAUAUAGCUACAUGUGUUUAUAUGUCAGCUGCAAUGGAAAAUGAGUAUGUAGCAGGACCCUCUACGGUAGAAGAAGAAACGGAAAAAUACCUAUCCCUGAGGGAUGAUUCACUCAAUCAAUCUGUCUCCAGAGGUUCACAUGAAGUGUUAGAAUCGCAUACACCAAAGUCAGGCAAUGGUGAUCAUGUUGCAGAUAAUUUGUUUGUGCACAGUCAGAAAGAGAUAGUGGAACCUCCAAAUGAGAGUCUCAUGGCGGAGCAUGGGUUGGCACGAGAUUUUGAUACAUCCACUAGGUCAAAUGUUGCCAACUCAAUGAGAAUGAUGUCCACAGAGGAAAUGUUCAUGGUCCUGAAACACUAUGGUCUGGAGUGCCGGGAGGAAAAUGAAAAGAAUCUUUCUCUGGAAGCUUAUUUUGGUUCCGCUCGCUUGUGGCCUUGGGAAAUUAUAUAUUACAGAAGACUUCAAAAGGGUCCUAUUGCAGCUGAGAACUAUGCCCGGAGGAUUGCCCAGAAUGAAGAGUUUGGUAUUGUUGAUAAGUACAUCAGGGGCAGUAGUGGAUGGGGACAAUUAAGUGAAGACAAUCCUCGAGCAGGUUUUUUCAAUUGACGAAGACAUUGUUGCUCAUCUUUGUACACAUUCUGGCCUCAUAUGCUCUUUGCUGUUGUACUGAUAUAUUUGCAUGCAAACAUUCUCGAAAAGUUCUAAUAGUGGAGCCUUGAUAAUGUAUCUACAAUAUAAUUCUCUAUGGACUCGCUAAAGUAAUGUUGUGCUUAUUCAUAUUUAUCCUUGAGAAUGUUUUAGCCUUGUUAGGUAGUAUGUCAUGAUACUUGAGGCUUCUGACUUUCCUACUGUACUGCCUUCAAAUGACAUGUCUGAAAGAAUGCAUGACAAAAUUCAUUUAGUAAUUUUGUUUA